This is a messenger RNA of Anopheles moucheti, 1965 nucleotides long. RefSeq names its product tetratricopeptide repeat protein 30 homolog (gene Ttc30). Gene Ontology annotation, cellular component: axonemal microtubule; intraciliary transport particle B. Gene Ontology annotation, molecular function: protein binding; intraciliary transport particle B binding. Gene Ontology annotation, biological process: intraciliary transport. The transcript has 3 exons. The record is from RefSeq and is a predicted model, not a curated record. The coding region runs from base 1 to 1965 and encodes 654 amino acids. NCBI's taxonomy places the organism in Eukaryota, Metazoa, Arthropoda, Insecta, Diptera, Culicidae.
AUGUUUUCCCAAAAUAUGAUAAUUCGCGAUGGUGAAUAUACGAAAACAAUAUAUACCAUGAUCAAGGAGGAACGAUUUCAGGAUGCAAUUAACACGCUGAAUACUAUUCCGGAAUCGUCAACAACCCGUGCCGGUUUGUCGUUGCUGGGCCACUGUUACUACCAGAUGCAGGACUUUAUCGAGGCGGCCAAUUGCUACGAGCAUCUUAUCAAUCUCGUACCGGAUGUGCAGGAGUAUCGCCUGUACUACUCGCAAUCCCUCUUUCAGGCGGGUCUUUUUGACGAAGCGCAAAAAAUCAUUGCUACCGGGUUGGAUUCCCAUGAGCUGAAGGAAAAAGUCCUCCAGCUGCAGUCGGCCAUCGCUUACGGUAACGAGGAUUAUACGGCGGCACAGUCGCUGCUGCUCCAGCGCCAGGAUGGCAAUGGCCAGGAGGCGAGCACUAAGAAUGACGAAGGAUGUUUGCUGUAUCAGGCGAACAUGUACGAGGACGCACUCCAACGGUACGUGUCCGCACUGCAGGCCGGUGGGUUUAAUCCACACGUCGCUUACAAUGCGGCCCUGUGUCACUAUCGGCGCAAGGAAAACUCGCAAGCCCUGAACUACAUCGCCGAAAUUGUGGAACGUGGCAUACGGAAUCAUCCGGAGCUGGGUGUUGGAGCGCAGGCGGAAACUGAGGGCGGUGCGCGAAGCGUGGGAAAUCCCCCAGCUCUGGCCGCAUCCGGACUUGCCCAAGCCUUCAAUCUAAAGGCGGCCAUUGAAUAUCAAGAAGGAAACGUUGAAGGGGCCCGGGAAGCUUUAACCGAUCUACCCCCACGGUCCGAGCCGGAACUCGAUCCGGUAACGUUGCAUAACAUGGCACUAACAGAUCCCACCGGCGGUGGUGCCGGUUUGCGUCGGUUGGCUUUCCUGCUCGAGCUUGGCCCUCCAACCUGUCCGCCGGAAACGUUUGCAAACCUGUUGCUGCUUUGCUGCAAGCACGAAAUGUACGACACGGCGGCCGACAUCUUGGCGGAACAUACGCACCUCACGUACAAGUACCUGUCACCGUAUCUGUACGAUCUGCUGGACGCAUUGAUUACGGCCCAGUCAACGCCCGAAGAAGCGGAACAGAAGCUCGGAACGCUUGCCAGCAGCAUCGGUGGCCGACUGCGUGCCCUGGCGGCCAAGGUACAGGAAUGUCGAUCGGCAACCGAUCAGAAUGCCCUCCGGAUGGCUUUGCGCGAGUACGAGGGAGCGCUCGAAAGUUACCUUCCCGUGGCAAUGGCCCGUGCCUGGAUUCCCUGGCGCAUGGAUGAUUUUCAGGGCGCCGAACGCGAAUUUCGUGCCAGUGCCGAAUUCUGCUCGGAGACGCCCUCUUGGCGAUUGCACGCGGCGCAUGUGCUUUUUAUGCGCGGUGACCGAUACAAGGAGGCGGCUGCAUUCUAUGAACCGAUCGUGCGUCAAAACUACGACGACAUCCUGUCGAUCCCGGCAUCCGUGCUGGCGAACCUGUGCGUUGCGUACAUCAUGACCUCACAGAACGAGGAAGCGGAAGAGCUGAUGCGCAAGGUGGAGCGGGCCGAGGAACGGAAGGGUAAUGCAACGGGUCAGUGUUUGCAUCUGUGCAUCGUUAAUCUCGUCAUUGGAACAUUGUACUGUGCGAAGAACAAUUACGAGUUUGGACUGUCACGGAUCGCGCACGCACUGGACGGAGGUUCCGGUGCACGGCUGUGUGCCGAUACGUGGAUUCACGUGAAGCGGUGCGUUUUGGGACUACUGACCGGGAUGGCCAAACAGACGAUCGUACUACCAUCGAUCGCGUUACAGGAAACGCUGAAUUUCUUGCGCGCCUGCGAAGCGUACGGCAUAACCAUACCGUCCGUACUGACCGGGCCGCUGGAGGAUUCGGGUGAACAGCCACCGACCAUCGGACUGGAAGCGCGAAAAUUGCGAGCCCUGCUGCUGCGCCUGAUGGAGUACAAGUGA